AUGAAGCACAACCUCGUCGACCUCAAGGCCGUCUGCGAGGCCUCGUAUACGGGCGACUAUGACAAGCUGGAGGGGAUGUUGGCAACCGGCGACGAGAAAACGCUCUUCAACGGCGACUUGAACGGCUUCGUCAACAACGUGGGAGCCUUGCUUGGGUCCUCUGCAGCCCGGAUUUCUUCUGAAAUUACAGAUUUGCAGGUCUUCAGGUUUGUCUGGGCACCUCUGUUUUCAUCCACGCUGUAUUCUCCGACUCAGAUCACCGCGUUGCAAAUGGCCUCAAUGGCUGGGCAGACGGAGUGCGUGGCCCUCCUGCUUAAGGCAGACCCCCACGUCAAGGAGAGCAUGAACUACGGGAAUGAUCCCGAGGAUGGCAAAACGGCGCUGGAGUUUGCAAAGGAAGCCGGCUAUGAUGACAUUGUAGAGGUCCUGGAACAGUCAGAGAAGGACACCCCUUAUGGGUGGUAUGUUCCUUCUGGCGAGGGCAACAACGCCAAAGUCUACGGGUGCUGGCAGUGGGGCAAGAAGCCGCCCAAAGGGUAUUUCUCUUCGAGACCUGGUGCGGCUGAAGCGAACGGCUUCGACCCUAUGAAGUACGGAACCGGUCCUAUCAAGGACGAUGACGACGAGGAGGAAGUCGUGCAGAUUCUGGAUGCGCCCCGUAUCGACCAGCGCGGAAUUUUCUUAGUUUCGGUGUGGGGAGCAGAGAUUAGGUCGCCCUGCUGUUCCCCGGCCAAGGUUCUCAGUGCGUCGCUGUCUGAGAAGCUGGGCACAUCAUGGUCCUGCGGCUACGGGGUUGGUAUGCUCAAGCAGGUCAAAGACAUGCCAGUCGUGAAGGACAUGCUUGACAAGGCGAAAGGCAUCCUGGGCUACGACCUCCUCCAGCUGUGUUUGGAGGGACCAGAAGAAAAGCUGGAGGAGACCAGGUUUUGCCAGCCUGCCAUGUUCCUGGCCGGGCUUGCGGCCGUCGAGAAACUGAAGUCCGACAGUCCGGAGAAUGCCGCCAACUUCAAGGCCACAGCUGGACUGUCGCUAGGUGAGUACACAGCUCUGUGCGUAGCUGGCGCCUUCACCUUCGAGGAGGGGCUCAAGCUUGUCAGCUUGCGUGGCCAAGCAAUGCAGGAUGCAGCAGCAGUGGGAAAGCAGGCCAUGCUCUCGGUGGCCGGCUUUGAGAAGCCCAAGCUCGCAGGACUCUGCGAAGAUGCCCGCAAGAAGGAGGGGGGCAAGGCAGUGUGCCAAAUUGCCAACGAGCUCUUCCCCAAAGGCUUCUCCUGCGCCGGGACGGAGCAGGCCAUUACCCAUCUCAAGGAUCUGGCGGAGAAGGAGGGCGCCCUUCAAGCCAAGAUUCUGAAAACCAGCGGCGGCUUUCACACGUCGCUGAUGGAGCCCGCGAAGCAGAGACUGGCCAAGGCACUGGAUGAGAUGCUCCCCAGCAUGCAGCCGCUGAAGAAGACGGUUUACAUGAACGCCACCGCCGAGCCCCUCACGCCGGGCACUGCCCCUGAGGCAGUGGUUGACCUCCUCAAGAAGCAGCUCACGAGCCCUGUGCUUUGGGAGCCGUCUGUGCAAAAGAUGCUCGAGGCUGGGCUUACCGACUUUUACGAGUGCGGCCCCAACAAGCAAAUCAAGGCGAUGAUGAAGCGAAUCAAUGCCAAAGCCUGGGGCAGCACCACCAACGUAGAAGUCUCUACGGACCCCAUGGAACAUUUCCGAUUUUCCGAUGAAACGGAGCACCUGCAGCAAGAGCUUGCGCGGGUGCGAGCAGCCGACCUCGUACGAUCUGAGCAUCAUCUGGAAGCACUGAGGGUGUCAUCCCACAGGGAAACCCACAAGAAGGUGGAGUGCCACAAGGCGCCUGUGGGCCAAGAUCCAAGGGAGCUGAUCCCGAUAUUUCUGGGGUUCGAGAGGUUGGGGGAACUACUUUCCCACCUACACCCACAGCGCCUGCAAGCUGCAGCAGAAGCCAACCGCGACGUGUAUCUCAGAGCAAAGGACUCUGGCAAGCAAUCCUUGAAUCAACUUUCUCUCAGCCCAUGGCCCAACGGCGAGUCGAACCUGCCAGAUGGAUGCGAAGAUCCUGAUGGGCUGGUAGCAAAAUAUGUCGAGCAAUCGGUGGCCUGGGCGGCGAUGAUCGUGUCACGUUCCCGGUCCAUGUUUGUCGCGGCCCACUUCAAGCAAAAAAGGUCGGGCGCCGCAAAGCUGCUCCACUCCCUUGAGCGCGUCUCUAAACGCAGAGUGGCGAUCACACUCGGAACCUGGAGGCACUCCUCAUACGCUCAGCAGCAAGUGCAGCUGCAAAUGUGGAGCGAGGGAGUUGCCGAAGGGCUUCUCUUCAAGCUUCGACACCUUCAGAGAAAGCACCAGCUGCAUACCAUCUUCAACUCCUGGCACCGGCAGGCGGAACAAGGGUUCCGCCAAUGCCACACCAAAGUCGAGUCCGACAAGAAAGUUCAGCUGAUCCAUAGAAUCGACCGGGUGAGCAGAUUACUGAACAUCCCAGCAUCACCGUGGCAAAGUACCACCGACGGCCACGAGAGUCCGAACGUGAGCCGUGAUCAGGAGCACAGCUGGGAGAGCUGGCGAAGCUGGCAACAUGCUCCGAGGCCUUCGGAAUCACCAUCUCCCCGAGGCCAAAGAUUGCCUCCACAUCGUUCGAUGCAGUCGCUGCGGGACAGGUUUAUUUUAAUGGCAGAUGGCUUGGUUGCAAGUCGUCUGCAUGCUGUUCUUCUCAAGUGGCACAAAGGAUUUGCGACGAGGAAGACGGCAGUGCUUACCCUGAGGAGGGUCUUGCACCAGUGUCUCGAAAGGCGCCGGCGUGACGCAACAUGGCAGUUGCGCUUCCAAAGAUGCCGGAAGGCGACAGAGGCAGAGGCAGUCCAAAGAAGACCUGUCCGACUUACUUCGGAUGCGGCCGUGACUGCCCUCUUGCCACUAACCAUGGAAGAAGGCACUCAGACUUUACAGGUCCAAUCGGAGAAAGGUGUGCAAGCUUUGCCAGUAAGGGAUGUCCUUGCAAACCCUUGGUGUCGGUCCUGGCUCGCGCGAAUUCUUCGACGUGGCCAGCGCCGCUAUCUCACCCGCGCGUGGUGUGCGUGGACCCGUGAGUACGUGGAGCGGCGCCUUGAAACGGUGCUUCAAGCCAGGCUCAGAUCAAGGUUGCAACACGGCCGCUGCCGGUCCACACGAAAGUUCUUUUCUGCUUGGAGCUGCUACCGCCUUCAGCAGCAUCUCGUUCAUGCUCGCCAGGUCAGGUCUGCAAAGAUACCGGCUCUUGAAAUGACAUUCUCCAGGCUGGCAAUGCCAGGGAUUCUCAUGCUCAGGGCAGUGCUGCGAUCAUGGCACCAGACCAUCCUCGCCGAAAGAGAGAGCCUUCGCAGUGUUUUCCGCCGCUGGCAUCUGCGCGCGUUGUGCAAUCGAGCUGCACGGCGUGUACGAAAGCUUCUUGAACGUGAAACUCCCACCUCCCGAAUCCAGGCUUGCUUCGCAGCAUGGAUGACGUCGGUCAAGGCAAGUUGUGCAGAACGUCGAGCUGAUACAAGCGUCGCAGCAAGCAUUGCAAGCUCAGAGCGUGCCUGGAGAGCAUCCCACGAACAAGUCUCCAAGCUCCACAGACGAGCACUGCUUGAAAUGUUGUGGUCCAGAUGGCGGCACCUGGCAGUACAGGCUUCUGCUCAAGCUUCUGCCCGGGCUUCUGCUCGGCUUCGCCUCGGCCAACUGCUGGAAAUGGGCAGAGCACGCAGAGCCCUCCUUCCAUUCAUUGGAUGGAAGAUUCUACUUCUCGCUCGCGCACCCCGUGCUCAGAUUCGAAGGCCUGCGUGCCUGGCGCCAGAGCGCAUCCAAAUCCUUCUGUUGUUCGCGUUCGGCUGGCGGCAGCUCGUCAGGCAAUUGAAGACUGCACGGCGUGGCUCCAGCGGGGCCUCUGGAGCAAGGAGCGCCAAAGUGCUUCUGGUUGUUCUGUGCCGAUGGUCGCACCUGGCACACCAGAGCCGGCAGCAGGAACACGUCGCCAAGUACCUCAAGCUGCUCGCAUGUCAGUUGUCAGCACGGCGCCGGCAUCGCUGCCUCGAGGGUGCCUGGCGAAGCUUCACUAAGAUCUACUGGGUUCGGAAGGCUCGCCAGGCCCAAGCUUUCUUUGACCCAGACGCUGUGGCCACACGCAGAGCUUGGCACUCUGCGAUGCCCUCCGCAGAUGCCUGGGUUCAACACCAGGUACUCCAGGCAUUCCGCGUGGAGGCACAGCGCGGCAAGACCCAGAAGAUGGAGAUCACGUUCCAGAUGCGGGGAAGGGCGCUCGCCCAGCGGGUGGCCAGCACCUUGCUGCUGCUACCAGACUGA
This is a messenger RNA of Symbiodinium natans, 4332 nucleotides long. Lineage: Eukaryota; Dinophyceae; Suessiales; Symbiodiniaceae. The record is from the annotation of a GenBank genome assembly.